Messenger RNA from Aphis gossypii (cotton aphid), 3016 nucleotides. It is a transcript of the gene beta4GalT7, whose product is annotated as beta-1,4-galactosyltransferase 7. Gene Ontology annotation, molecular function: xylosylprotein 4-beta-galactosyltransferase activity. The coding region runs from base 404 to 1312 and encodes 302 amino acids. The transcript has 5 exons. NCBI's taxonomy places the organism in Eukaryota, Metazoa, Arthropoda, Insecta, Hemiptera, Aphididae. Gene Ontology annotation, biological process: proteoglycan biosynthetic process; carbohydrate metabolic process. The record is from RefSeq and is a predicted model, not a curated record.
UGAUAAUGAUUAAAAGCUACUGCUUACUGGUGCCGACUGCCGAAUGCCAGUAUUUAAAUUUUUUUUGUCAUGGAUAAAUUCUCUCUAAAUAAAAUAAAGAAAUUUGUUCUCUAAGUAUGUUAAAAAUAAAAAACAUUUUUAAUUUACAAUGACCGAGGGAUUAAUUUCCGAACGUUUCGAUCGGAUUAAAUUUAAUUUCAGUAGAAUUGAAAUUGGACUAAUUUAAAUAAAUACUAUAAUAUACAUACAAAACAGUAAUUGCAAUCAAAUAGGUAAAAUAUCUUUCAAUCUCUUAAGGAUUUUAAGAUUUUGUUAGUGGUUCAUCAAUUUCAAUGUUUUCCUUCGAAUUAAAUUAUGACCAUUAAAAUAUAAUCUUUAGAAAAUCAACACACAUUUAACAAUCAUGAUGUUUAAAGCAAAAAUUUUAUUAAUUGGAAUCAUACUCACUCUAGUAAUCACUCUAUUAUUGUCACUGUUAUAUGUGCGAGAACUUGAGAAUGGUGGAAAUUUACGGUUAAAAGAACAGGCUUCUUCUGUGUUCAAAAGUAAUAAACUUGGCAUCAUAAUACCUUUUAAAGAAAGAUUUGAUGAGCUUUUAGAAUUUGUGCCACAUAUUAAUUCGUUUCUGAAAAACCAAGAUGUACUCCAUGAAAUAUUUGUUAUCAAUCAAGUUGAUCAGUACCGUUUUAACAGAGGUUCAUUGAUUAAUGCCGGGUUUAAAGAAAUAAUGUCCUCAAAUAGCAUGGUUGAUUAUAUAGCUAUGCAUGAUGUUGACUUAUUACCUCUUAACCCUGCACUAGAUUAUCAUUAUCCUCCAACUGGUCAUGUUAACCACAUUGCUGCGCCUCAUUUGCAUCCACGUUACCAUUAUGCUUCAUUUGUGGGUGGAAUUCUACUUAUUACCAAAGAAGACUUUAUACAAAUCGAUGGCUUAAGCAACAAUUAUUGGGGUUGGGGUCUUGAAGAUGAUGAGUUUUAUUUACGCCUUAAAGAAGCCAAGAUAGGUAUUCAUAGACCAGGAAAUUUAACAACGGGUAUAUCAAAUACAUUCAGACACAAUCAUGAUCGAACUGUUAGAAAACGUGAUAUGACAAAAUGUUAUAACCAACGUGAAGUAACAAGAAAGCGUGACAGACACACUGGAUUACAUAAUAUUAACUAUUUUGUAAAAAAAAAACAUGAAUUGCUCAUAGAUGGUGUACCUACACUAGUGUUAGAUAUAGAAUUAAAAUGUAAUAAGACGUUAACUCCUUGGUGCUUAUGUUCAGAAUAUGGUGUAAAAAACACUAAAAAUCUAAAAAAAGGGAAGUAAAAUGAUUUAGGUUGAGUUUAAAAUUACAUUUUAUAGCUAUGAAUUUUAUUAAGAUGUUAAUAUUGCUCAGAUAGUACAAAUUUUCAUUUUAUAAUUUUAAAUACAAAAUUUCACAAAUUUAUCACUAAAACUUUUUAACAUUUAUUAUUUUGAAAAUGAAAAACAACUUUGAUUCUGAGUUAGGCAUAAACUUGCAUAUAAAAAUAAAACCUAAUAUAUUAUAAUGGGACACAUUAGGAAAUUUUCUACUAUAUUUAUUAUCCGCUUAAUGAAGUUAAAUAUAUUUAAUUUCCUUUAACUUAACACAUUUAGUAUACACUGAACUUGAUUUCUAUUUAAUGAUGAGGUAGUGCAUUCAAAUAGAUACUCUAAUACCUCGAGUGAGUGUAUUUAGUUCCAUUGUAUAUAUUUAUUAUACCCAAUAACAAUACAUUUUUAACACAGUAAUGGUGUUCAAACUAAAUAUUAGUAAAUAAAUAUGUGUAUAUAUAAAAUUGACUACUAAUUAUUAAGAAUAAACUCUAGUACAGUGACAGAUCCAGUGUCACAAAAUAAUCAAUCUAGGAUUUACAUUUUUAGGGGGCCGGCUAUUUUGUAUUAAAAUUGUAUUUUAUAUAUUUCUCAUUUAUAUCAAUUUAACAACAGGUUUAUCUAAAACAUGAUUAUUCUCUAGAUAUCUAUUGUAGAGGCUUCCAAAGUUUUUUUUGUUAACCAUUUAUGGAUAUUACACAUCAGUUACAUACCAUUAAUGGCUAUAAAUAGAACUAUUCAAAAUUUUAUACCUAUUAAUAUCAAAAAAUAUGGAAAACAUGAUUAUAAAAUAUGAUAUGUAAUAGAAAUAUAUAUUAUACUAUCCCUGUUAUUACAAAUAUUAAUAAAUAAAACUAAAAAUUUGAAUUAUUUUUCAUACUUUCAUGUGGUUUUUCACGUAGUAUCAUGUGACCUUUUGCGUACCAUAGUUUGAUUCCCAAACUGACCUAUUGUGUUAAUAUCUCAUUUAAUUAUAAAUUAUAGAAUAUUGAUGUAUGAACCCAAACAAAUUUAACUUGGAGCAACAAUGGUGUAUAUCCGUCCCUGAUCUUGUAAAAAUUUAGCAUUUAUACAAAUAAGCCUUAUUAUAAUUAUAAUUGUGUUCAUAUAAGUUAGUAAUAAGCUAUAAAAUAUAAAUUUUUUAACUAUUAAUUUAUUAUGUCAUUGUUAAUUGGAUUAUCUUUUCUGUUAUUAUUAUUGUUUUAUAAAUUGUUAUAUUAUUAGUAAAAAAUACAUAAAUAUUGUUUUAUUCGCUUAAAAAGUUAAAGACUAAAUAUUCGCGUAUAGUAUAAUUCUGUCUAUUGUAUUAUUGUUUCAAUGCAGUGUAUUCUGAGAUGUUUAAAUCAUAGUUAUUUAUGAACUAUAAUAAUAUAAUUAUAAUAUAUAAUAUUUUAGAAAUAUUCUUAAUCAAAAUAAUUUAAAUGCUGUAGGAAACUGUAGUAGGUUUAUAAAAUGUCAUUUUUGUUUUUAAUUUUAUAAUUCUAUUGGUUUUUGAUCUCAUCAAACAUGUUUAGCCAUAAAUGUUUUUGUUACCAAAAAAAAUAACAAAUAUUUUUUAUUAUUUUAAGUUUGUUAAAUUAUUUUAGAAAUAUUGUUUUUUUUUUUAGUUCUUAUGUUAUUUUCAGGAUUAUUAUAGCUGCUCAACUUUAAAAAAAAAUAAAAAUGUUUAAUACA